Molecule: messenger RNA, 1054 nt
Organism: Cephus cinctus (wheat stem sawfly)
Lineage: Eukaryota; Metazoa; Arthropoda; Insecta; Hymenoptera; Cephidae
Product: rRNA-processing protein UTP23 homolog
Exons: 3
Coding region: 197-952 (251 amino acids)
Cellular component (GO): small-subunit processome; nucleolus
Molecular function (GO): small ribosomal subunit rRNA binding
Source: RefSeq, a predicted model, not a curated record
AAAAUAUAUAUAUGACGUUAUGGCACUCCUAGGAGCAAUGGCCGGAAUUACGAUGGUUAGUAGUUCCUCGUCUACUUCUACAAGGGCUAUACAACGUUUGAACCCACCGCGCCUAGGCUUCGCGAACCACGUGUUUGUCGCUCCAUGUUUUCAAUGAAUUUCGUACACGUUCCCCGUUUAGAAUAAUUCUGGCACUAUGAAGAUUUCUCGACAUAAAAAAGUACAGAAAAAUCUUGCCUUUUACGUAAAUAACUUUAAAUUUCGACAACCAUAUCAAGUGCUGAUCGACGGAACGUUUUCUUUUGCUGCGCUUCAAAAUAAAUUCAAUAUCCAAGACCAGCUACCUAAAUACUUGCAAGCGGAGACGAAACUGUUGAGUACACAAUGCGUAAUUUUGGAAACGGAAAAGCUGGGAUCAAAAGUGUUUGGCGCGAUGCUCAUUGUUAAACAGUUUGCAGUGCAUAAAUGCGGACAUGAGAAACAGCCAGUUUCUGGAUCCAAGUGUUUACUGUCCAUGCUUGGAAAGGAAAACCCAUCGAGGUACAUCAUUGCCACGCAAGAUCGCGAUCUUCAGGAACACGUGCGGAAAGUGCCCGGUGUUCCUUUGAUCUACUUGCACGGCAAAGCACCAACCUUGGAACCACCCUCUCAGGCUAGCCGUAAUCGGGCGGCAGAAUUACGAAGGGCUGUUGGAAUAAAUGUUCAACAAGAAGAAACCUUGAAGGUUCUGAAAGAGAAAUCGGGGUUGGCUGAAGAAAGUGACGUGAGGUCUAAGAAGAAACGAAAGAAAGGUGGCCCGAAUCCUUUGAGCUGUAAGAAAAAGAAGAAAUCAGCAACGGAAACUGCGACGAAUACGAAUAAAACGGGAAAGGUGAGGAAGAGAAAGAGGGUGAAAUUGGCAACGCACAUAAUAGAAGCUUUAAAGCCGACGUCGAUGUCGUCGUCAUCAUAAUCCAUUCUAUCGUUGAAUUCGUACGAAACUGCUUUAUUAUUUAUAAUACAAUUUUUUUCUUCAAUUUUAAUUAAUAAGAAUAAAGUAUUUGCUUAACUCUGA